UAACCCCCACACACACUCUUUAAAAUUUUAAGUUUUCCUUCUACUAUCUUAAAAAUACUUUAUUUACUUUUUUAAUUUGUAAACACUUGAAAAACUAAAUAUUAACGUAAAUGGCUUCAAAUCCUUAUGUUAAAUCACUAUUUUGGUUAAUAUCAAUAGGCGGCCUUGGGUAUGGUCUCAUGCGUUUAACUGCACCUUCUGAGGAAAAGAUAGCGAAAAUUCGUGCUACUACCGCUGGUAUCCAUCUAACAGAAGACGAGAAAAAGAAAGUAUUAUUCCUUAAGAAAUUGCAAGAAGCAGCCUACCAAAAAGAUCCUGUUUAUUUAAAGAAACCUGAAAAUUAGAUAAAAAAAAUUCAGCUCAACAUGAACCACGAUUUAGAAGACAACACUUUGCAAACUAUGGAGCAAACAGAUUCUACGAUCAACAAUCUCACAAAUCCUGCUAUUAAAAAAGAUCAAAUAU
Messenger RNA from Lucilia sericata (common green bottle fly), 465 nucleotides. RefSeq lists its product as uncharacterized. Lineage: Eukaryota; Metazoa; Arthropoda; Insecta; Diptera; Calliphoridae. The coding region runs from base 111 to 344 and encodes 77 amino acids. The transcript has a single exon. The record is from RefSeq and is a predicted model, not a curated record. Gene Ontology annotation, biological process: mitochondrial respiratory chain complex III assembly.